UUGACGUGGCUGUUAGCCGUGGCAACCUCUGCGGCGGUGGGAUCGGACGACAACCCGGCGUACACGUUGUCCGACUUCGUCUUGCUGAUCAUGAUCACUCCGACCAGGUGGCCGAGGGUCACAAGAAACCUCGCUGGGAUUACUCUGUCCUCGAUUCUCAUGUUUCUUGCUUGGCUAGGAAGAAGAGGUGCGUUCGCUGCCGUCGUAUCUCGUUUGCGUACGUGCUCGGCAGUGUGUGGUGGGCGCCGCAUAAGACAAGUGAAGCUUGCAAGUUCACACACAUAUGAGCGAUGGCGGGGGGCGUGGGAUACCGGGGCGGGCAGGAGAGCGACUGGGUGUAUCGUCUAGGAGAGGACCUCGUGGCCUUCAACAUGGGAGACGAAAAGGAAGGGGGGAAAUGGAAAGAGAGCGCCAAGAACCCGGAGGUGUGGUACAACAAGGUCGAGGACGGGGUGGCAUGGCUCAUGAUGAGGAAAUGGCACAGGCAGGAGGCGGAAGCGUCCGCGAAGCGCCAGUGCUCGAGGGAAGCAGAAGCAGAGAGUACGGUUAUCUCAGGACUCAAGAGAAAGAGAGUCGGGGAAGCGGCGGUGGGGGGGGAAGAAGCGGCGACCGGGCACUGCUGUAGAAGCGAGUAG
This is a messenger RNA of Ectocarpus sp. CCAP 1310/34, 635 nucleotides long. The record is from the annotation of a GenBank genome assembly. NCBI's taxonomy places the organism in Eukaryota, Phaeophyceae, Ectocarpales, Ectocarpaceae.